UCAUAACCAGAUAUGAAUAACAAAACGGGCUUUCAUUCAAAUUGAAAGGGUUAUAUAAGAAAUUCUAUCCAAAUGUUAUUGAGAGAUUCUGGCUCAAGUCAUAUUUAAAAUACUGUAGACUUACAUUUUGAAAUUCGGUUUUCCAUUCCAUCUGCCUAAUAUCUAACCAUUAUUAGUCUAAAUCUGAAAGAAACCUGGACUCUGAUAUAAAAGAAUACAUUUUCUCCUGAAGUGUUCUCACAUUCUCUCUUUCUCUGUUUUCCUUUAUGCUGGCAGUUCUAUAUUAGUGUUGGUUAAACCAUGACCGAUGUGUCUGUGAGGAAAAACAGUGAGAUCAAACGUGAAGAUUCCAUCAUGGGCUCCGGCCAGAAGGAUGACAAGAGCAGCUUUAGUCCUGAUCAUUUACCACCUGUGGGCCAACAUAUACACAGGUUCUCCUCUAUCUCUUUGCCGCACAGCCCCAAGGAAGUUUGGAAAAAAGGCGGGCGUGUUUUCUCUAUCCUGCUAGCCAUCAACCUGAUGCUACUAGCAUGUACUCUUGUCAGUGGUGGGGCAUUCAAAAACGUCAAACUGCAUGACUACGAUGCCUUUUUCAUGCUCACCAUUGUGAUGCUGAUUGCCAUCAUCUGGAUGCUCUUCUAUAUCUUCAGUACCUCCAGGCGGCAGGCUGCCAUCCCUUACAAAGACAAUCACGCAGGACCUAUCUGGCUAAGAGGUGGCUUGGUCUUAUUUGCAAUCCUCACAUUGGUGAUGGAUAUAUUCAAGACAGGAUACUUCAGUAACUACGAGUGCUUAUCAGUCAUCAAAAUCAUGUAUCCAGUUGUGCAGGCUGUCUUUGUAAUUAUCCAGACUUAUUUUCUGUGGGUGUCUGCCAAAGACUGUGUUCAUGUACAUUUGGAUCUUACCAGAUGUGGACUGAUGCUCAUCUUAACCACCAAUCUAGCAGUGUGGAUGUCUGCUGUAACAGAUGAAUCAGUGCAUAAGGCUGAAUCAAAAAAACCAGAUGGAAAUAUUUCACACAGAAUGGUUGAUCUAAAAGAAGGCAUCGCUGACAACUGUGGCUGCAAAAGUCAGAUCUGCCAAAUCUUCAAGAAUGGUUACUUUUGGCUAUAUCCUUUCAAUAUUGAGUACAGCCUUUUUGCUUCUGCCAUGAUCUAUGUCAUGUGGAAGAACGUUGGCCGCAUCAUGGACCACCAUUCCAACCACAUUCAUCAUCUCAAGUUUAAGCUUUUCAAGAGGACUUACUUUUUGGGUUUCAUAAUGGGACUCUUGAUCAUGGCGUCGGGCAUAGCAAUCCUGAUUGUGUAUGAAAUCCAGAUCAAUUCAAAAAAUAAAGCUAAAGUGAAGAAUCAGGUACUCACCAUGUACUACACUUUCAAUAUUGUCUGCCUCAGCCUGAUGUCCAUCAUCUCUGUGGGGGGCUCCAUUGUUUACAGAUUUGACAAGAGAGACAUGGACCGUGAGAAGAAUCCAACUAGAACACUUGACGUGGCCUUAUUAAUGGGUGCAGCCUUAGGGCAAUAUGCCAUUUCCUAUUACUCUAUUGUGGCCACUGUGGCCAGUUCUCCAAGGGACACAAUCAAUGCCCUCAACCUGACCUAUUCCUUGCUGAUGAUUGCCCAGCAUACUUUCCAGAACAUUUUCAUAAUUGAAGGCCUCCAUCGGCAGCCCUUAAAAAGGGAAAGCAAAGUGGACCAUCAGGAGAAAGACAUUUAUGGUCUCACUUUUGUCAACUUAAAUGCUGUAUCGCUUCGCGUCCCUGAAGAUGGAAACGCUUUAUCACCAACAUCUCCAGGACUAGCCAUCCAGGCUCCUCAUGAAAUAACACGAUCCAUCAGUACGUCCAAGAAAAUCAGCUGGCGGAGGAGAUUCUUAAAAGAAAGCUCAUUAUUCCUGCUCCUGUGUAAUGCAAUUAUAUGCAGACAUCAAGGACCUUAUAGAGGCCUAGAUUCACUCCUGGUCACUUUAAAGGACAUUUUUGACUUCAGUAGAGCAGUCUGAGGAGUCACAACUUGAAAAGAAGAAUUUAGUGAAUGUUGAAGACUCUUAAAAGUAACUGUGCCUUUGUGCCAUUUGGAUGGCGUCAUGAGAUUCCUUCCUGACCUUUCGAUCCCUUCUCCAGUGAUUUAUGAAGGGCUCAGGAAAAUACGACCCUGUUAAUGUUCAUACAUGAUGAGAAGAAUCCUGGAGCUGUUCUGGGUUUCGAUGGGACUUCCUUGCUGUCCUGAAUCAGGGCCUGAAGACUGUAUGAGUCCAUCUAAAGGGUUAUUCUGUCAGGAGCGUAAUAAGAAAUGUUAGUUUUUAACGAUAAUUGGAUUUUUUUUUAAUGAGCCUAUUUUUAUAAAAUGUACAUAUUUAUUGAUUCUCAUUGUGAUAAUUAAAAGGGAAAUGAAGCCCCAGAGAACCACCGUAGGGAAACCCCUCCCCGCAUGCCCAAGUUUAGUCCUCUAGUAGCGUUUAACUGGGAGCCUGCCAAAGGUGGUACUUCCUCUGCUGCUUCAGCUCAGAGUUUGCAGCAAGGGGGAUAUUGUUCUCCUUCAUAUCCCAUUGGAGGAUCUCUUUUAGGACGAUGGCAUGAAGUAUCUACAACUCUGUCUAGAGCUAGAUUAGUUAGAUAGUGCUUCCUUCACAAAAUCUUAUACACAAACACACACCCCUUUUAGUUAUAGUUCACGCCUUAGGAUAAUGGUCAUAUAAAUAAUUCCAGAUCUUCUGCAUUGGCUUAAGAUCAUCAUUGUGUUACUAAGCCCUCCUAGCACUAAAAAGAGAAAUUGACCAUCAAUGAGAACCUAUGGAAUUUAUUCCUUUAUAAUACCCUUUCUUAAUUUAGUUGUCUCUUCACAUGCAUCAAAAUGUGUUUUCUGUCACCUUCUAUCUUCAUGUUAAGAGUUUGGGGCAUGUUGCUGGAGCGAUGGGAACUUUGCUAAUCAGGUUGGAGAGGAUUGCUUUAAAGAGAUUCCUCUCUUUUUUGGCCACCAUUGAGGCAUCUCUCCUAGGCUGGUAUUUGGAUGUACCGGUAGAACAAUUUCUACGCCUCUUUGUAUUAAAUUUAAAUCAUGCCGUUCAAUUCUAUAUGACCAUAAACCAUAGCUGAUAAGAGGAGAAAUUAACAGAAUAUAUAUUUCCAUUCCAAAAAAGUAAAUAAAUUUUGCUGGUCCUAAUUUUCAAGAUUAGAGUUCCCUAUUCUAGCUUCAAUAACAGAUUAUGAAAUCUUAUUUGAUUAAUGUGGUGAUUAAUUGAACAGGACUAAGAGAUUCUCUGCAAUGUUACGCUUUCUGAAAUCAGUCUUUGAUAUGCACAGCAGGAUAGCAGCACUAUCUUUGUCUUCAUGCAUACGUAAAGCCAAUCUGGUGCAAAAUUCCCCUUUGAUAUUGGAUUCUAUCUAGAAGUAUCUGACAUGUUUUAAAGGUUGCCCAAAGCUUGGCUUAUCUAAUUCUUUCCAGUGUACAAGGUAACAGCUGUGCUAAUGGUAUGAAUUUUUGACAUAUUUCAAUCUGUGGAAGAAUUUGACUAGAGAUUUGGUUGAUCAUCAC
Thamnophis sirtalis is the source of this 3533-nucleotide messenger RNA. RefSeq names its product otopetrin 2 (gene OTOP2). The record is from RefSeq and is a predicted model, not a curated record. Gene Ontology annotation, biological process: proton transmembrane transport. Gene Ontology annotation, cellular component: membrane. NCBI's taxonomy places the organism in Eukaryota, Metazoa, Chordata, Lepidosauria, Squamata, Natricidae. Gene Ontology annotation, molecular function: proton channel activity.